This is a messenger RNA of Sphenostylis stenocarpa, 390 nucleotides long. The record is from the annotation of a GenBank genome assembly. Lineage: Eukaryota; Viridiplantae; Streptophyta; Magnoliopsida; Fabales; Fabaceae.
AUGAAGACACAAGGUUUUAUCGUAACCUUGUUCCUGAUCGGAAUCGUGUGUGUGACAGGUAGCAAAAGAGGAAUGAAGAUAGAGGAGAAGUGUAGCAGGUUGAGCAUCCAAAUAAGCCAAAGUCCGACGACUGAACUUCCAAACGGGAUUCCACAAUACAGAGUUGAGAUCGAGAAUACGUGUACUGACUGCGCCAUUUCUCAAAUUCAUAUAAACUGUGGCAUGUUCAGUUCUGCGCGUCUCAUCAACCCUAAAAUCUUCAAACGCCUUCGCUACAAUGAUUGUCUCGUUAAUGAUGGCAAAACCUUACGCAGUGGUGCCGUUGUUUCCUUCACAUAUGCCACCACCUUCGCUUAUCCUCUCUCUGUUUCGUCUGUGCUUUGUGCUUAA